Drosophila sulfurigaster albostrigata is the source of this 3144-nucleotide messenger RNA. It is a transcript of the gene Ccdc39, whose product is annotated as coiled-coil domain-containing protein 39. The record is from RefSeq and is a predicted model, not a curated record. Gene Ontology annotation, cellular component: axoneme. The transcript is spliced from 5 exons. NCBI's taxonomy places the organism in Eukaryota, Metazoa, Arthropoda, Insecta, Diptera, Drosophilidae. Gene Ontology annotation, biological process: inner dynein arm assembly; cilium movement; cilium-dependent cell motility. The coding region runs from base 130 to 2979 and encodes 949 amino acids.
AUACACAUUUGCUACACGUCAUCCAAAAAUUGAAUUGAAUAUAUAAUAUAUCCAAUUCGAUACAUUAAAACAAAUACUUGAUGACGCUGGGAGAAUCGCAAUUCGACGUUCCUCAAUCCCAAUCACAAAAUGAAUAAAACAGACGACAUGAAGAGCUCGUCGCUGGACGAGUUCAAGCUGGAGGCUAUGCGCUCCAUGGGUUGGGCGGUGGAAGCGGACAUACCCAUGGCUAAUGCUGAGAAUCUGGCCAUCCUCCACGAAAUGGUUGGCAUGCGAGCCGAGAAAUUCGAACUACAGCAAAGGAUCCGGGCUCUGGAUGAGCGCGACAAGGCGAUUGAGCGACACAAGCGGAACAUUGAGGCCACAUUGCAACAGAACAUUACAUUUUUCAGCUCUGUUAAGAACGAUGUUAUCAAGGAAGCGCAUCGAACUCAGCUGGUUAUCUUAGAGCGCAACAAACUGAAGGAGGAUCUGCGCUUGAAUCAAAAAGAACUGGCUGAGUAUACGGAAUAUGCAGAUCACACUCUACGCAAAAUUACAAAAAAUAAGCGUGAGAUCGAUGAGUUGACGAAGCGCAUUAAGACGGCCAAGUCGAGCCUGGUUGAUUGGGCCGAUGCCAUGGAAGAUGGCAAUAAGGGAUACCAGCUGAUCGAUAAAUACUACCAGGAUGACCAGCAAAAGGCGAGAGACCUCAACACAAAGCGUCAGCUGCUGCAGGCGGACAUUGACAAACGACGCAAGAUGAACGUUCAGCUGUAUGAUGAGCAGACAACGCUGGAGAAGAAUCUGGAACGCACCGCCUGCCUCUACAGGGCGGCGCACUUGGAGCGUCGUCAGAUGGUGGACACAUGGAAGCAGGCAGUUAACCAAAUGACACAGCGUGAGAUGGACAUACAAAUGGGCGAGGAAGAGUGCGUACAUCUCACGGAGCGAGCAAUCAGCAUGGCGACCAGUUAUCGCGACGCCAAUGAGCAGCUCAACGACGUGCUAGAGAACAAUCAGAUGGUGGAGCAGUCCAUCGAGAUACUCAACUCGGAGACCUCAGAUUUAAAGAAUGAGAUCGCUCGUCUAACGGAUGCAGCGCUGCUGAAGGAGCGCGAGAUUCUUGCGCUGCGUCACGAACUUGAGAAUCUAUCGAACAUGGUGCACUCCCAGCGUCUGGAGAACCGCAAGACUCUGCAACAGCGUGAUGCGAAGAACUUAGAGAUUGCCAACUUCGAUGAGGUGCUCAACCAGGUGGAGGCCCGCCUCAAAGCCAUCGAAAAUAAGGCAACCGAUGCCAAUCAGCGACUGCAAAUCCUUGACGAGAUGAUGGAGGGUGAGGAGCAGGCUCUGAACCAACUGAACAAGCAACAGCAACGCUGCAACGAUCUGCUCUAUCGCACUCAACGCCAGAUAACCGACUUGCGGGACGAGGAGAAGACAAUCAUUAUGCAGAACUCGGCACUGCAGUCGACGUUGUUGGCCGUAUAUCGCAACCAUCGCCAGCUGACGAACGAACUGAAGCGCCAGACCGAGAUCCACUACAACAUGUCGUUCAAGUAUCUGCAGUGCGAACGACGUCUGGCCGAGCUGCAGGGCAAGAAUGCCGAUCCCGAACUGGAGGAGCGCAAUCAGGAGAUACUCAGUCAGCUGGAGCAGAACUAUGCGAAGCUGCAGCGUCGCCUCAGCUCUACGGAGGCACAGAAUAAGAAGCUUAACUACAGCAUGAAUGCCUUGGUCAUUGUGUACAACAGUGAUGCCAAGGAGUUGGAGACCUUCAAGUUCAAGAUCAAGGAGGCGCAGGUUUAUUGCGAAGGCACCAUAAAACGCAUGCGGAUGAAUCGCUACGAGAACUCCGAGUUCAUUGUGGAGCUAAGUCUUCUCAAGAUGCGCUGCAGUGAUCUGCAGAAUGUCAUCGAAAGCUGUGUCAAGGGCACCUUUAAUCUCAAUCAGCAUCGCUUGGCCUUUCAGCGGAUCAUCAAUGAUCGCUUUGUGGAGCUGCGCAGCCAGCAGGAUAUACUGCAAUUGAAGCGCAAGCAUCUCAACGAUGAGUUGAGCACAUUGCGCGCCGAUCUGGGAGAUCGCAAGAAGCACAUCUCUGCGAUGAGGUCUCGUUUUGAGAUAACGUCGGCGCUGCUGGGCGUCAAUGAAGAUGGCACUAUGAUCACCGCCACCCAGCUGAAGGUGGAGAAUGCCCAAGAGCGUCAGCUGCUCGCCGACGAGGGCGACGCCCUCAACAAGAAGGUCCUGAAGGCUGAGAAGGAGGUUAUUGCAUUGGAAAAUACGCUGAGGCAGUUUGACAAAUCCAACGACAAUUAUCGCAAGAAUCUGAAAACUUAUGAAGACAACUCUAAGAAUGAACAGCGUGCCGAAGAUGAACUAAAGCGGGUCCAAGAGAACUACUGCAAUGAGCUACAAAAGCUGAAGUCGCUGCGACACAAAGCGGAGUGUUACGAUGUCAAGCAUGAGCAACAGAAAAUGGAACAGGAGGAGCUGAUGAAACAAUUGGAGGCCGAGAAGCAGAAAUGCUUGGAAGACUCUGAAGCGCUGGCGAAAUUAACCAAAGAGCUGCAGGAGCAGAAAUCCAAAAUAGAUCGAGCCAAUCGUGAGAUACAAAAUCUACUCAAGGACAUACGACAAAAAGCCAUUAGCAGUGAGUAUCUUGAGUUAUUCGAGCGCGAUCUAGGUCUGCAGGAGCUGGAGAAUCGUAACCGCAAGACUUUGAACUUGCUGUCCGACAUGGCGAACAGCGAUGAGGAUGGACCGCAGAUCAUUCACUAUAUGCUGAGCAAGGGAUUGAAAUUGCCUCAGCAUUUGAAACCCGUUCGCAGUUGCAUCUCAUCAAAGACGGGUUCAUACUCCUCUUUGGAUUGCUAUUCAGUAAAAGGAUACAGCGCACGUUCUUCAAUUUCGGAUAUAAGUUUGAGCAAGGGAGAAGCUGCUUCUGCUAGCAUUAGUGUCGUCUCUCUCGAUUUUCCCGUUAAAAAGAAGAAAUAAUUUCACCUACAAAUACACUAAAAUAGUAGAACACACAUAUUUGUUUUCCUGAAUGGACUGUGAUGCUGAGAACAUUGAAUGUCGAUGAUUCCCCCCUCACGUGUUUGGUCAGCAAACUGUUUACAAAUCGUACUUCGAAGCAGAAACACCAAGAAACAACACGAA